Ceratotherium simum simum (southern white rhinoceros) is the source of this 1279-nucleotide messenger RNA. The record is from RefSeq and is a predicted model, not a curated record. Lineage: Eukaryota; Metazoa; Chordata; Mammalia; Perissodactyla; Rhinocerotidae.
GCAGGGUCUGGGGUUAGUCAUGGCGUCCCCGUCUCGGAGACUGCAGACUAAACCAGUCAUUACUUGUUUCAAGAGCGUCCUCUUGAUCUACACUUUCAUCUUCUGGGUGAGAGAUGGAGGCGCCCGGGGACGGGAGGGGAUCCCAGGCUUGAGUGAGGGGUGUGACCCUGAGCGGAGGGAGCUCAGGUCGGGGGUGGGGAGGCAGGCGCGGGUGGGGUUUGGGCGGCCGUCGCUGCUGGGACCCCGGCGCUGGCGACGAGUUGCUGGGGCCCGAGCUCGAGUUCGGGCAUCUCUCCCGCGCCGGGGUCCCGGUGUUGGACCACGGCAGGCGACAGGCUGAGCUGGGACCCAGACGUGCCUAGCGUUCCAAUUCGAUGCGGGAGGCGAGUUAACCCCUCAGAGCAUGCAGGGUGUCCCCGGACCGUUGGAGAGGCAAGGGUUGCCCAGCCCCUCUGAGGCCUCGCUUGCAUAAUAGUCUCUUUCUUUUCACUGCUUCAUAAGAGGGGAGUAUUUCUCAGAUCACUGGUGUUAUCCUUCUUGCCGUUGGCAUUUGGGGCAAGGUGAGCCUGGAGAAUUAUUUUUCCCUUUUAAAUGAGAAGGCCACCAAUGUCCCCUUCGUGCUCAUUGGCACUGGCACUGUCAUUAUUCUUUUGGGCACCUUCGGCUGUUUUGCUACCUGCCGAGCUUCUGCAUGGAUGCUAAAACUGUAUGCAAUGUUUCUGACUCUCAUUUUUUUGGUUGAACUGGUCGCUGCCAUCGUAGGAUUUGUUUUCAGACAUGAGAUAAAAAACAGCUUUAAGAAUAAUUAUGAGAAGGCUUUAAAACAAUAUAACACUACGGGAGAUUAUAGAAGCGAUGCAGUAGACAAGAUUCAAAAUACGUUGCAUUGUUGUGGUGUCACCGACUAUAGAGAUUGGAAGGAUACUAAUUAUUACUCAGAAAAAGGAUUUCCCAAGAGCUGCUGUAAACUUGAAGGUUGUUCUCCUCAGAGAGAUGCAGAUAAAGUAAACAAUGAAGGUUGUUUUAUAAAGGUGAUGACCAUUAUAGAGUCAGAAAUGGGAGUCGUUGCAGGAAUUUCUUUUGGAGUUGCUUGCUUCCAGCUGAUUGGAAUCUUUCUAGCCUACUGCCUCUCUCGUGCCAUAACCAAUAACCAGUAUGAGAUAGUGUAACCAGCAUGUCACGGGCUUACUCCUCGCCAACGUUAAGGACAUUUACAUUCCCCCCUAUGAACUACAAGAUUGCCUGGAUGGAAGACUGCCUAACAUUACUUACGGAUAGA